Molecule: messenger RNA, 483 nt
Organism: Daldinia vernicosa
Lineage: Eukaryota; Fungi; Ascomycota; Sordariomycetes; Xylariales; Hypoxylaceae
Exons: 2
Coding region: 173-418 (81 amino acids)
Source: RefSeq, a predicted model, not a curated record
GUGCUCUUCAAGCAGUUGAUAAUUAUAGAAAAUAUGAAUAUAUAAUUAAUUACUAGGUAGGUAUAUAUAUGAAAAGAGCGGUGAAAAAUGACAGGGAGUAAAUCGACCGAGAGAUUUCAAGAGACAUGACCUGAAUAUACUAUACGAUCCUGUUCGCGAUUACUCCGUGUCUAUGUCUACGAGAUCUGAUUUUUUGGCCAACGUGUCUGAUAAUGGCUCUGAUAGUGGCAGUACGUCAUAUGCUUCAUAUCCGUCAUACAGCUUGGUCGCGUAUCUACAGAGCCCGCCUGCGUCCGCAAUCGAGCGAUUGGUUGCCAACCAGACAUCGUCAAUUUCGGUAGACCACAAGACGACAGCUACACUUCAACUUCAGUCUUGGCAAAUUUAUUUCGACAGGGCCGCGGGAUUAAAGGACUAGGUAGUAAGGGGAGAGGGAGACGCAUAUAUAUUGAAAUAGAGGAUUGGUUAUAAUGAAUUACCGAC